This is a messenger RNA of Dentiscutata erythropus, 855 nucleotides long. The record is from the annotation of a GenBank genome assembly. Lineage: Eukaryota; Fungi; Glomeromycota; Glomeromycetes; Diversisporales; Gigasporaceae.
AUGCCUUUAAUUAUUAUCUGCGGGAUUCCCUCAAGCGGGAAGACCACUCGUGCGAAGCAAGUAACGCAAUAUUUUCUUAAUAGGUUUUCUAGUCAAGAAAAAGCCGGAACUGUACACCUUAUCAACGAUGAAUCAUUAGGAAUUACAAAAGAUAGUUAUAGAGAUACACGUGUUGAAGAAAAAAAAGCUCGUGCGUCGUUAAUGUCAGCUGUCGAACGACUGGUUUCUAAAGAAGAUAUAGUAAUCGCAGAUGGAAUGAAUUAUAUCAAAGGAUACCGAUAUCAAUUAUAUUGUAUCGCACGGGCAGUUGGUACCCCGCAUUGUGUGAUAUAUUGUGGAACACCGAUAGAAAUUGCCAGAGAAUGGAAUUCCAAUCGAGGUGAAGAAGGUUAUGAAGCAACAAUAUUUGAUGAACUUGUCAGCAGAUUUGAAGAACCGGAUGAUCGUAAUCGUUGGGAUUCUCCACUUUUUACAGUUCUAUGGGAUGAUCCUGCACCUUCAUACGAUGGAAUAUGGGAUGCUAUUAUUGUCAAGAGAGCGAAACCGCCUAAUUUAUCUACUGUAGCGAAACCUGUGAGCGAAACAAAUUAUUUAUAUGAACUCGAAAAGACUACACAAGAUAUCAUUAAUGCGUACAUUAAACUUCCUUCUCGCACGAUAACGCUUUCUGAGCUAAGACGAUUAAGAAGGCAGUUCACAAAUAUUAACAAGAUGCAUACGUUAGAUGUAGAUCGAGUAGCAGAAUUUGUUUACAAGGAAUUUUAUUAUCAUUGUAAAAGUGUAAAACUCAUACAAUAUUUAACAUUUAGAAUAAUUACUAGAAUUUUGUUAUUAUUCGGUAUUUCUUCGAUUUAA